Diaporthe amygdali is the source of this 498-nucleotide messenger RNA. Its product is annotated as ankyrin-like protein. The record is from RefSeq and is a predicted model, not a curated record. Lineage: Eukaryota; Fungi; Ascomycota; Sordariomycetes; Diaporthales; Diaporthaceae. Gene Ontology annotation, molecular function: protein binding. The coding region runs from base 1 to 498 and encodes 165 amino acids. The transcript is spliced from 3 exons.
AUGAGCGGCCCACAAGACUCGAACAGCCUGACGUCGGCGACGGCCUUCUCACCAUCUCUCGAAGCCAUCCGGCUGGCGGCGCAGAUGUACAAUGCCGCUCGCGAGGGGAACAAAAAGGUGCUGGAGGAGGCCAUUGAGUCGGGUCUGCCGGCGAAUCUGACAAACGAGAAGGGGGACACGCUGCUCAUGCUGGCCGCUUACUACGGCCACGCGGACGUGGUCAAGUUCCUCAUCCAGAAUGGGGCCGACCCAAACAGACUGAACGACAAACGCCAGAGCCCGUUGGCCGGUGCUGUUUUCAAGAAGCUGGAUGAUGUUGCACAGGUUCUCCUCGACGGCGGUGCCGAUCCUGAUUAUGGAACGCCAUCAGCCCUCCAGUGCAUCGUUAUGUUCAAGCAGGAGGACAAGUGGAGGGCAAAGUUCGAGUCUGCUCCGGGUCGGGGCAAGGCCACUGAUCCCGAGACCACCGAGGAGAGGGCCCCCGAGCGGAUGAAGUAG